This is a messenger RNA of Miscanthus lutarioriparius, 879 nucleotides long. NCBI's taxonomy places the organism in Eukaryota, Viridiplantae, Streptophyta, Magnoliopsida, Poales, Poaceae. The record is from the annotation of a GenBank genome assembly.
AUGUCCACACACAGCACGGAUGACAUCGACGAGUCGUCUGCGGAGGGCCUGUGCAGCGCCAAGAGCUACGCCAAGGCGAACCCGCUGCUGGUCCAGGUCCCCGUGCUGGGAACAGCAGCCAAGAAGUUCUGGCGGCUCUCCGACAAGGCCACGAGGAUCACCCAGAAGCUCGUGUCCAACGUCUGGAUCGGGAGCACCGGCGGCAGCGUCGUCAAGCUACGCGGGGUCAGCUUCACCGCCAAGGGCUUCGGCAGCGAGCGCGUGAGAGAUGACUACAGGCACCUCUCCAGGGUCCUGCAGGCGAUCCAAAGAGUCUCCUCCGGUGGGGAAGUCGCCAUCGCCAGGCUGCCGCCGGACUACAGGGAGUUCCUCGCGCUCCUGGGGAGUGACACCCUCGCCAUGGAGGACGAGUUCCUGAUCGUCAACAACGCCGCGCUGCUGCCCAUGAAAAACCGCACGGAGGCGUUCCUGAUGCUGCACGACAGGAUCGUGAAGUACCUCGGCCGGACGGACCGGGCGAAGAAGAGGAGGAUCCUCGCCGGGCUGCCCUACGAGAGCGACUGCCUGGAGACGGCGAGGGCGAACGCGCGGAUCAACCAGUGGGUGGUGAACGUGCAGCACGAGUACAGGAGGACGCAGUCCGACCUGCUGCGGCUCAACAGGAACGUGAGGAGCCACCUGCACGAGUACGACGACGGCGUCAUCGAGGAGGUCCUGUACUGCAAGUGGCCACGAACAGUAUUUUUCUCUCAUACUAAACUAACCAAUAAUACUUUCAGCCAUGACUUAUAAGCCAAACAAAUCAAAUGAAUAGGGCGCAAGAUGCUGCAUCUGGAAGGCGAGCUCGAGGCCACUGACAUUGGGAACAAGUUCGGCUAG